This is a messenger RNA of Symbiodinium necroappetens, 993 nucleotides long. NCBI's taxonomy places the organism in Eukaryota, Dinophyceae, Suessiales, Symbiodiniaceae. The record is from the annotation of a GenBank genome assembly.
AUGGGGAGAUGUUGGACUGGGGCACCUGGCGCUCGUGUCCUGCUGGCCUUUGUCAGCCUCUUACCUGUGUCGUUGGAAGAAGAUUUGCAGCAGUUGUGCUUAGACACGAGCCUGCAAAGACUGCAAGCAGCUCUCUGGCAGACCUAUGAGGCUUGUGAAGCCAAAGACGCUCCCGCUCCUUUCAAGUCUUGCCUGCCUCUUCGGGUGUCAGAUCCCGUCGCCGUCGUGGCACAGGCCAUUGUGGACUCGAUCCUGGAUGUUUUGGAUGCAGACAAGGUUGAUAUUGCAAAGCUGCAGUCGGUAGACUGCCUCGAAGGGUUGAUAAACGCUUUGGCAGCUUCAUCGCGGCCUUUGUUGCACACAUCCCGGGGGCAGUGGGCGGCCUGGGCCUCUUUCACUUUGGCUUCCUAUGGCUGCUGGCCAUUGCAUGGACUUGGCCAAGCCGUUCCAGGCAGCAGCUGGCCAGUCAGAUAUCAAGACGUUUUGAAUCUGGCACUUUCUGCGGAAGCCUGGAGAGAACAUGGUGAUAAGGCAGAGUUCGCUUUGCCUCCAAGGAAGCCCAUGCCAGCGGCAAUGUUGAACAGGCUAACCCCGAGCAAGCCGCCUUCAGGUCCGGCGAAGGGGCCGCUUCCGAUGCACUUGACCGUUCUCAGCACAGGGCAUCACGCAUCAUAUCCAGUUGCCAUCUCAGCAAUGUGGCGGGCACUCCUUCCAGAGUACGAGAUACAGAUUCAGGACCAUUCCUUUGACGACCGCUACUGCCAGCUUCACGGCACGUGUUCCGCAGACAGCCGUUUUGCGUGGCUUGGUGAACACCUCAGAGGAACACUUGUUCGAACCUGUGGUGGACAUUAUCUGAAAGGCUUUGAGGACAUAGCAUCACUGGCAGAGCACUUCUUCGAGCUUGUCGUCAAAGGCUGUGUGGCAGCUGGCAGGGGUGUUGUGCCAUGGUUUUGCGAAAAGCAUGUGGGUUAUAACGGCCAAUAUACAUAA